Molecule: messenger RNA, 2327 nt
Organism: Schistosoma mattheei
Lineage: Eukaryota; Metazoa; Platyhelminthes; Trematoda; Strigeidida; Schistosomatidae
Source: the annotation of a GenBank genome assembly
GUUAUUUAUAUCCGCCUAAUUUAGAUGUUUAUCUAGAAGAUUCAUUGAUUUAUGAUAUUCUUGGAAUAUCUAAUAAUUUAAUACAAAUUUUAACGAAAUUCAAUACAUCCAUUAAUAAUAAUAAUAAUUUAAUUAGUUCAUCAUUGAAACCAAUGGAUCAAACUUAUUUCUUAUGUAGACAAUUAACAAUUGAUUCAUUUAAAAUUAAUUUAAGUUUACAUGCAAUGUUACGUUUGUAUUUAUCUUGUCAUUCAGCUCCAUUACAUUUCACUUCAUUUAAACUGAUUAAUACUGAGAAUGAGUAUCUUAAUAAUGUUGAGCAUUAUCAUCAUCAACAACAUGAUUCAAAUAUUUUAUCUGGUUCAUUAAUUUAUUGGAAUUCAGUGAAAUAUUUAUUAACAAUGCAUUAUAUUACUCAAAUGUUAUUUCGUUCUGGUUGGUUAGUUGGCAGUUUAGAUUUAUUAGGUAAUGUGACUGGUCUGUUGUAUUCUCUGAUUAAUGGUCUUAAUGAUUUAAUACAUUUACGUUCAUCAAAUGAGGAUGAUGAGAAUAAUGAUGGUGAAAAUGUUACAAUGAUUAACUUGUCUGAUAAAAAUCUAUUUGUAUGUCAACAAAAUAUUGAUUUCUCAUCUUCUACUGUGGCAAUGUCGAUCGGUACUGUUGCAUCUGAUUCGACUACGUUUUCAUUGAAAUAUAAUCGAAAUGUUGGAUUUAUAUAUCGUCUUACUCAAGGGCUUAGUUCACUUACACGUCGAACAACUGGUGGAUUAUUGUUGUCUAUCAGUGGCAUAGCCUCUAGUUUAGCUAGAAACUUGGAUUAUCUUUCUCUUGAUCCUCAUUAUGAACAACACCAAGAUCAUAUUCGACGACAUCAUACACCUAAAGGAUUUAGUGAAGGUAUUCAACAAGGAUUGAGCAGUUUAGGUUUGUGUUUACUGAGCGCUAUAGCCGGAGUGGCUGACCAACCAUUACAAGCCAUUUUUAAAACAAUGGACAAUACAAUUGUUUACUCAGAUAGUAUUUUUAAUUCAUCUGUUGACAGUCAAUCAACUCCUAAUUUCUUGUUGUCUACCCUUGGUGGUUUUGGUCGUGGUCUUGUCGGAGUGGUCACUAAACCUGUUGCUGGAGCUGCAGAAUUAAUUGCUCAAACUAGCAAAGGUUUGUUGCAUGGUACAAACAACUCAGCAGAGAUAAUUAUACCAAGUAAAUAUGGAGAACCAUAUAUUUCAUCUGAAAUCGGUUUGCGUUUACAAUAUCAAAAUGUAGACGUUAUGAUACUCCGUUAUUGGGGAUCAGUUGCACUCAGAUAUGUACAGUCAAAUGUUUCAAAUUCUAAUUAUCAUGACAAUGAAGAAUUAUCAAUCUGCUCUUGGUUUACUACUGGAAUUUAUAAUCACAAUAAUGAAAAUUAUUCUAUAGCACAGUCACAUAUUGUAAAUGAUACACUUCUUUGGAUAUCAGCAUCAUUAGAUCCGAAUAUUGUUUACGCAUCUGUUAUCACAAAUGAAAUUAAUAAUUCUUACUUCUCAUGGUUUGAACAAUUUCCUAAUGAAGUUUUGAGGCGUUUCAUUGACACUAUCAUCGGAUUCGACUCGAAAUUCGUGGAAAUAAUUGAUACUUCUGUUAAUGACAACUUUCAUUAGUAAAUACUCAUAAUAAUUCCGUAAGUGAUAUGAAUAGUUCACUCAACAAUCAGCCAUUCGAUAUUUCCAUCAGUGAUUCCUGGAAAUGGAUUGAUCAUAUCCAAUUCACUUCAUCAAAUGACAUACACUGUUUAAAAUCAAUUAUUCAAAAGUUCUGGUUGAUAGGUGAAAGAUUGAAAAAAUCGACUCAUCAAAAUAAUACAGAGUUAAAUUCUAGUUCACUUCAAGAACAACAUACUCUUCGUGAUAGUAAUUCUGUUGAUUCAACAUCAGAUAUGAAUUCCGCAGAUCUUUUUUCAUCCGAUCGACAUAAUUCUAGGUGGAAACGUGUUACAGAAUAUUUGAUAGGUAUGAGUUCAACUGAUCUUAUUCAUGUUUAACUAGGCUUUUUUGUACGUUUCUGUUCUCUUGUUGUUUCCAGACAAGAUAAACACUGUGAUUCAAAUUCUCUCGAUGUGAUAAUUUUUUUCUAGCAAAUGUGAUUCUCACUAUAAUAUUUUCAGAUCUUAGUAAUAAAUUCUAUUUUUUUACUAUUUCUGUACACGUUUUUUCUUCAAAGUUGAACAUUUCUACAUUUUUAAGCUUCACAUCAGUUUUGUUAAAAGUUGUUAGAUAAUUUACAAACAGUUAUGUAUAUAUUAAAUGUUUUGGGAACGAGAAGUUAAAAUAAAUGGUUUAAACUAC